Terrapene triunguis (Three-toed box turtle) is the source of this 812-nucleotide messenger RNA. It is a transcript of the gene NRIP2, whose product is annotated as nuclear receptor interacting protein 2. Gene Ontology annotation, molecular function: aspartic-type endopeptidase activity. The record is from RefSeq and is a predicted model, not a curated record. Gene Ontology annotation, biological process: proteolysis. NCBI's taxonomy places the organism in Eukaryota, Metazoa, Chordata, Testudines, Emydidae. The transcript has 6 exons. Bases 45 to 812 code for a protein of 255 amino acids.
GCUCUGCCAUCCCAAGAAAGACCUGCCCAGCUGGACUCUUCACCAUGAGCAUGAGGGAGACCUGUGCCCAGGAAGUGGGGCCAGGGGAUGGGGAGGAAAAGCGGAGCGAAGGCACUCAGAAUCCGGACAGGAGGCAGCGCGAAGUGGAGCUGCGGGAUAAAGCCAUCCUGCAACAGAAGAGGCGCCUGAAACAGGCCACCCAGUUUGUGCACAAGGAUUCUGCUGACCUGCUGCCCCUGGAUGGCUUGAAGAGGCUGGGCACCUCCAAGGAUCUGCAGCCACACAGUGUGGUACAACGGCGCCUCCUGGAGGGGAAUCUGAACAAGCUGCGGGGGGAGAGCAGGGAAUAUACCACAUGGGUUCAAUCCCCACUGGUGAAGGACAAGGAUGACAGGGCAGAAAAGAAAGAGAACGACAGAAGGAAAGAGACUGUGUCCCUGCUCAUACACUGCAAGUGCCAAGGUCAGGUAUUGAGAGCUGCUGUUAACACUGGCUGCCAGCAAAACCUCAUCUCCAUGAGCUGUCUGAAACGGCUGGGGCUGGAGGAAGUGUCCGAUGCUGGCAAUGGGGAUCUCUCCCUUCCUGUCCCUAGUGUCAUUGGCCAGGUGGAGUGUGUGGAGGUGCAGCUUGGCCAGGAGACGGUGGUGUGCUCAGCGCUGGUCGUGGAUGAUGAAAUGCUGGAGUUCUGUUUCGGCCUCCAGACUCUGCUGUCUCUCAAGUGCUGCAUCGACUUGGAGGAAGGAGUCCUGCGGCUGAAAGCCCUGAGUGAAGAGCUGCCUUUCUUACAUGCCUCUGACGAGCAUGGGCAGUGA